Messenger RNA from Paraglomus brasilianum, 423 nucleotides. The record is from the annotation of a GenBank genome assembly. NCBI's taxonomy places the organism in Eukaryota, Fungi, Glomeromycota, Glomeromycetes, Paraglomerales, Paraglomeraceae.
AUGAGCAAAUUUGCGAGCGGAGAAUGUCAAUGGACCAACAAGAAAGAGCGUAUGCUCAUCGAUAUGGCGAGUGAGAAGAAGAACAAUUGGAAAGAGAUUGGAAAAGCCAUUGGCGCUCAUCCCAAGGCUUGUAGAGAUAGGUACGUCUAUCUCUUAAACCCUACAAUCAACCGUACUCCUCUCGGGGAAUUGGAAAAGCAGCUCAUUUUGGAAUAUCAGUCGGUACACGGGAACAAGUGGGCCUACAUCGCUUCUCUCCUAAACAACCGCAGAACUGAUCGACAAGUCCGUAACUUCUGGUAUUCCGAGAAGCGGAAGCGUGUCCAUAAAAACCACGAGCGUCCAGUACGGCCAAAGCGGCAACAAGAAUCAUAUGAUCCAAUGGCUAUUAAAAAUCUCCUUAAUCCCAACCCUAACCCGUAA